Messenger RNA from Myxocyprinus asiaticus (Chinese sucker), 3080 nucleotides. Its product is annotated as nuclear receptor subfamily 5 group A member 2-like. The coding region runs from base 467 to 2014 and encodes 515 amino acids. NCBI's taxonomy places the organism in Eukaryota, Metazoa, Chordata, Actinopteri, Cypriniformes, Catostomidae. Gene Ontology annotation, cellular component: RNA polymerase II transcription regulator complex. Gene Ontology annotation, biological process: regulation of transcription by RNA polymerase II; hormone-mediated signaling pathway; tissue development. The record is from RefSeq and is a predicted model, not a curated record. Gene Ontology annotation, molecular function: zinc ion binding; RNA polymerase II cis-regulatory region sequence-specific DNA binding; nuclear receptor activity. The transcript has 7 exons.
CGGAGGAGGGGCUCGCGCAAAGUUCCUGACAGUUCGCGCAGUCCGGUUUAAAGACCCGCUUCAUAUUAGCUGCAACGACCACCCGAAUAGAUAGACUCCGCUAUAGUUCAAUUAAUCGUCAGUAUGGAUAGAAGUGAGAGUUUUAAUUUGCUACAUUUCUGUCUGCGUUUUCCAGCAGGUAAUUAGAUUAUAUAGCCAACGAGCUGCGUUUUAAAUGUUAAAUUAGUUGUUAUAUUUGCGGCUGCACGUGACGCGUCCAUAAAAUGAACUUACACAGCUGGUGCGCUUGUAAACAAAACUAAUAAAAGAAGCGCAGUCAAAUUCAACACGUCUAGUAGAUCCACACACGCAGGAUUUCAUUCGGACGUCUGGACGGUGUUUUUAAGAGUGUCUGGUGUUCCUCUCGCGCGCAGGCGGACCACCGGACGGAGCGGCGCGUGCUCAUCAUCGGCUCAGCAGAGCUGUCAUGCUGCCUAAAUUCGAGUCAGAAUCUCUGGGACUCGCUCGAUCGCAUGGGGAACAGGGGCAUAUGCCUGGAAACAUGCAAGCCCCCCAGUUUAAAAUGAUGGACUACUCCUAUGAUGAAGACUUGGAUGAAAUGUGUCCAGUGUGCGGAGACAAGGUGUCCGGAUAUCACUACGGGUUACUGACCUGUGAGAGUUGCAAGGGCUUCUUCAAGCGUACGGUGCAAAACAACAAGCGCUACACAUGUAUAGAGAACCAGAGCUGUCAAAUAGACAAGACCCAGAGGAAACGCUGUCCCUACUGCCGCUUUCAGAAGUGCCUGACUGUCGGCAUGAAACUGGAGGCUGUGAGGGCCGAUCGAAUGAGAGGAGGUCGGAACAAGUUCGGCCCCAUGUACAAACGAGACCGGGCUCUCAAGCAACAGAAGAAAGCCUUGAUCCGGGCCAAUGGACUCAAGCUAGAAGCCAUGACACAAGCCAUGCAGACAGUCCCAGCAGACCUCACCAUUACCUCCGCUAUUCAGAACAUCCAUUCAGCCUCCAAGGGGCUUCCACUGAGCCACCAUCACCACCACCACCACCACCACCACAGCACCUCCAGUGCAGGGCUACCACCUGCAGACUUUGAUCGUAGCCCCUUCGUAACCUCCCCGGUCAGCAUGGCCAUGCCACCACACGCCGGUGGCUUGCAAGGCUACCAGGCGUAUGGCCACUUCCAGAGCCGCACCAUCAAGUCAGAGUACCCUGACCCCUACACAAGCUCACCAGAGUCCCUCAUGGGCUACCCAUACGUAGAGGCCUACGCUGGUGGAUCACCUCCCACCUUCCCCCACCUGGUGGUAGAGCUGCUCAAGUGCGAGCCGGACGAACCCCAGGUGCAAGCAAAGAUACUAACGUACCUGCAGCAGGAACAGGCCAGUCGAGGCAAGCACGAAAAACUCAACACCUUUGGCCUCAUGUGCAAGAUGGCAGACCAGACACUGUUCUCCAUCGUAGAAUGGGCAAGGAGCAGCAUCUUCUUCCGAGAACUGAAGGUUGAUGACCAAAUGAAGCUUCUCCAGAACUGUUGGAGUGAACUCCUCACCCUGGACCAUGUUUUCCGGCAGGUGAUGCAUGCCAAAGAGGGCUCCAUCCUCCUAGUCACGGGGCAACAGGUGGAUUAUGCCCUAAUUGCCUCCCAAGCCGGGGCAACACUCAACAACCUCCUGAGUCACGCGCAGGAGCUGGUGAGCAAACUGCGUUCCCUCCAGCUGGACCAGAGGGAAUUUGUCUGCCUCAAGUUCCUGGUGCUGUUCAGCUUGGAUGUGAAAAACCUAGAGAACUUCCAUCUGGUGGAGAGCGUCCAAGAACAGAUCAAUGCCGCAUUGCUGGACUACGUCAUGUGCAACUACCCCCAGCAGACAGACAAAUUCGGCCAGCUGCUGCUGCGGUUGCCGGAGAUCCGGGCCAUCAGCCUGCAGGCGGAGGAGUAUCUGUACUACAAACACCUGAAUGGUGACGUGCCCUGUAACAAUCUACUUAUAGAGAUGCUGCACGCCAAACGUGCCUGAGGACUGGCGGCAACACGACCGCAAACCUUUCGUCUCAACGCAUCGCACGCACUGCUCCCAGCACCACCUCAGUCAAGCGUCAUCGACAGACAUAGCCUUUGAAUAAUGAAACGUGCGUACGUGAGAUGCGCACUGACUGAGUGGGUUUGCAAUGCGCCAGACAGUUCGUACUGGCUCUACGGUUUGUAGAUAAGAAAAGGGAAGAUGAAACCUAAAAGCAAGCGUUUGGCUCAAGGGGCAGAUACAUUUCUGAUUAAGAAAUGAAAUGAACCAAACAAAUAGUGUUUUAAUGACCUCUUGGCCACCGAUUUGUCAUAGUGUUGUCGAACCAUGACUGUCCGUCCUUAUUUGUUCUUUGUGCAGCUGACCUUGUGAAUCAAAGGUCAAAUUUACACUCAGACUUAAGUUGGAGGGUUUAAGAUUACCGGACUGGGCUUUCUUUCAUGACUUAAAACUGGUUUGCCAGCAUUGACCCAAUGUUUCCAUUAGGGCCUGGCCAUGUGCCCCCCAAUCCUCACUCCCUCUUGUCUGUUUUAAGGCACACAAACUGGGCCAGAGCCAGAUUUGUAAUGGACAACCAGCCAGUGCCCACAUCUGUGCCACCCACAAAGACUUUAUUCCAACCCCUCACCAAAAAAUAAGUAUUUCUAUUAAAAUUGGCAGUCAUUUCUUCUUCUUUGUCACUCUGAGGCUGAGUAUCGCAAGCAUCUUCCUUCCAAAAGUAAAAAAGAGAAAGAUAUCCUCAUGACAUUUUCAUUUAUAGGUGCAAAAAUUUUACUUUUUUGUUUUAUUGUAACAUUUUUUGCAGAUUUUUGCAGUUUUACGGGAGAAAGGACAUGGGUUCCAAGAACAAAAUACAGUCUCAGAGGCAGAAUGAAAAAAUACUGCCUCAUUCAACACAAGACCAAAGCCUGCAGAGAACAAAAAUGAAAAAAAAAAAAAAAGUGAAACAACCAACCUUAACUAUCAGUAUUAAUAAUUUGAUGUCACAGUCAUGUGAGUCUUGCCUUAUUUCAUUUCCAUGUUAGCUAACAGUGCUGAUGUGAACUAAGAUAUGUAAAAUAAA